AAGCAAAAUCUUCCGGAGGGCGAAUUCGACGUUCGCAUCAACUUCCCGUUCGCUUGGUCGGAUUUCCAUCGGUCACCGAUCGGUUUCUGACGUCGUAAUCAUCAACACCUACGCAUGCAUACGAAGGUUUGAUUUGCCCUCGAAGAAGUUGAAGUUGAGGAAGUCACGAAGCGUUCCGGUUCCGCAUAGACGAUGAAGUGGCUUUGAUUGUCCGGAGGAUUCGAUUGCAGUUUGCUCACCAGUCAUGCUAAGAGCAGCAUCUUCUCCUGCGAGAGCCGCGGUUCGGGGAUUCUCUAGGUCUCUGAUUUGCGGGGAUUCUUUCAUCUGCUCUAGUUUCCUUGCUCAGCAUGUUUCAAAUACUUCAUCAUUGCCUGGAGAUCAUAUAUUCGUGAGGUCACAUGCUCACAUCAGAGAGAGCAGCAGGACAGUGAGGCUUCUCCAAGAACGAAUUUUCUUUUCCCUUUCAGUACGUCCUCCGCAAGUAUGGAGAUUAUGUACUCAUGAAGGUUGUGUCAUUGCUGACCAACUGCUACAUGCUAGACAUGUGAGCACUGCAUCAUUUGAGUUGCAGACAGAUAAAGAUGUUGUCCGGUUUGCUAUUAAUAAGCCUCUGCAUAAAAAUGGUCCCCCAACAAAAGUGAAGAAGCGGAUAAAAAAGUCAAAAAAGGCGAAAGUGAACGAACUCAGGUUCUAUCGGCUAAAGGCCAAGAAGAAGAUGAACUCUCCCAAUCCUGAAGUCAGGAUCAGAUAUAAACUUGAAAAGGCCAAGAGAAAGGAGGAAUGGUUGAUUGAAAAGUUGAGGAAGUUCGAGGUUCCCAAAGCACCAGCUGAAAGAUAUGAUCCUGAGAUUUUAACUGAGGAAGAGAAACAUUACUUGAAGCGUACGGGUGAGAAAAAGAAAAACUAUGUUCCUGUUGGAAGACGCGGAGUAUUUGGAGGUGUAGUUCUAAACAUGCAUCUACAUUGGAAAAAGCAUGAAACUGUAAAGGUUAUAUGCAAACCUUGCAGGCCAGGUCAGGUUCAUGAAUAUGCUGAUGAACUUGCACGACUAAGCAAAGGAAUUGUGAUUGACAUAAAGCCUAAUAAUACAAUAGUCUUCUACCGAGGAAAGAACUAUGUGCAGCCAAAGGUUAUGUCACCUCCAGAUACUCUUUCUAAAGAAAAGGCCUUGGAAAAGUAUAAGUUUGAGCAAUCGCUUGAGCACACAAGUCAGUUCAUUGAGAGGUUGGAGAAAGAGCUCGAAGAGUAUCAUGAUCACCUUGCCAGGUUCAAGAAAGAGAAAGAGGGUGCUCUCGUUCAUUCUGGGGAUCUAAAUUGAUGGUAAGUGCAAGUAUCAUGAUGGUUUCAGCUCCCGGGUUGGGCAGUUAUGGAAGUGCUUUACUGUGAUGAACUGGUCAAUGGGAACUUCCCUAGUCCACGGUAUCUGCAGUUUUGAUUUUAUAAGAAGAAGACAUGAGUAAAGCAAGUCUGCUGCAUUUUAAUCAGUAAAGGGAGGGAGCGGGAGACAUGGAGGGAGAGAGAGGCAAAGAGAGAGAAGUUUUCCAGUGCUAGGCUUGAGAAAAAGCAAAGUACUUACGCUGGAAAUUCUGGUACACCAUUUGAUAUAUUCUAGUCACAAGCUUUGGCACUAAAAGCAGCCCUAUGGGCUCUGCAAUUUUGUGACAGGAAAUUCUUGCUAUAAAUUCCAUUGAACUUUGUUUUUUCUUGUCCAU
This is a messenger RNA of Rhodamnia argentea, 1712 nucleotides long. RefSeq lists its product as uncharacterized. Gene Ontology annotation, molecular function: RNA binding. NCBI's taxonomy places the organism in Eukaryota, Viridiplantae, Streptophyta, Magnoliopsida, Myrtales, Myrtaceae. The coding region runs from base 245 to 1318 and encodes 357 amino acids. The record is from RefSeq and is a predicted model, not a curated record. The transcript has 5 exons.